GACUGGUUGUACUGAAGCACAAUGCAACGUGAAGAGUCGGUUGCAGGUUCAUCGACUGAUGGCCACAAUGAAUUGGAUUUUAAAUGUUUAUUAUUGAUAAUAUAUUUAUAGAAAAUAGGCCAGCUGUCGACGCUGGUCAUAAACGGAGACUAUAAUUCCAAGAGGGGUGUGAAUCGUAUUAGCUUGUUUGUAUGUGGCAAUAACCGGGUAAAUAAGCUAGCUAACGUUAGCAAUGGUUCUAAUGAUGGAAUCGCAAUGCGAGUAUUUUAUGUAUUUCCCUGCUGUUCCCAUCACGGACCUUUCCGACCCGUCAAAAUACCGAACUCUCCCCCGUCGCAGUCACCUCUAUCUCGGUGAGACCGUGCAGUUCUUUUUGGUCCUGCGGUCCAGAGAUGAAAGGUCAGGUUCGGACGGGACAAAGGGAAACGGGGAUAGUGACUGCGGUACCCGGGCUUGGAAGGAGCUGGUAGGGUCCCUCUCCGCUGUAGCAAGUGUGUGCCCUGGCGAGAACCGACAUCGCUCCCAACUUCACCCCCACGAGUUCCAGAGAAGCUACAGCGACGACGGUGCAGACGAGGACCCCGACGAGGUCGACUUUGCUGCGGGUACAGCCCAUAUAGGCAGAAGGGAGUCCAGGAACCGAGGCUUCAGAGAAUGCAAGCCGCUUCUCAUUCACAAUAACACGGGGAGUGAUGGGCGGCAGUAUCGGCGGGCACCGAUGCAGUCACCCAUGGACAAGCCAGUGGUACUGAACGAUGAGGUCAUCUUCCCUCUGACCGUCUCAUUGGACAAACUCCACGUCAACACGCUCAAGGUCAAGAUCGUAGUGACAGUGUGGAAGCAGGAGAAGGAGAAGGCAGAGAUCAGGGAACAUGGUUACCUCACCAUCCUACAGCUGAGGAGUCCCACACACACCUUCAGACAGGACCUCAACACCUUUAAGGCCCAGGUCAGCACCACCCUGAGUGUUCUUCCUCCUCCGACUGUGAAAUGUCAACAGAUUACCGUCUCCGGGAAGCACCUGACCCUUCUCAAAGUAUUAAACUCCAGUUCCCAGGAGGAGGUGUGUGUUAGGAACGUGAGGGUUCUUCCUAACUUCAACGCGUCCUACCUCCCCAUGAUGCCUGAUGGCUCUGUACUCCUAGUGGACAAUGUCUGCCACCAAUCAGCGGAGGUUACCAUGGCAUCAUUCCACAGAAUGAACAGUAGCUCCUCCCACCUUCCCAGCAUGCUCUCUGCCCUGGAGGAGCAGAACUUCCUGUUUCAGCUGCAGCUCAGAGACCAGCCAGAGGAAGAGUCCAGCGAGGCUCUGGAGGUUCCAUUGGUGGCUGUGCUGCAAUGGUCUACCUCUAAGCUUCCAUUUACCAGGUACAUUUCGACCCACUACCAGCUACCCAGCGUGAGACUGGACCGCCCCCGUUUGGUGAUGACAGCUUCUUGUCAGAGUUCCGUGAGGCCGCUGGAGCACUUCCGGGUCAAAUACACCCUCCUCAACAACCUGCAGGACUUCCUGGCUGUACGCCUGGUCUGGACACCCGAAGGACGUGGUCGGCAGGAGGACCCGUCAGCCAGUUCUGUGGUGUGUCACUCCCCCCUCAACAACUUGGGACAGUGUCGGAAAGGAUCCACCCUCUCCUUCACAGUUGCCUUCCAGAUUCUCAAGGCAGGACUGUUUGAGUUAAGCCAGCACAUGAAGCUGAAGCUCCAGUUCACAGCGUCCUGUUCCAACCCCCCUGCUGAGGCCAGGCCCAUGUCUCUGUCCUUGUCCCGUCACAACUCUCCCUCCAGCCCUGCUGUUAGAGACCUGCUGGACAGACAGAGUCUGGGACGGUCACAGAGCUUCUCUCACCAACAAACCUCACGGUCACAUCUUAUGAGGACGGGCAGUGUUAUGGAGCGCCGGGCCAUCACUCCUCCAGUGGGAUCUCCAGUGGGUCGACCCCUCUACCUUCCCCCCGAAUGCCCCGUCCUCUCACUGGAUAAGAUCGCCAAGAGAGAGUGUAAGGUAUUGGUACUGGAACUUGGGAGAGGGAGGGAGGGUUGGAGGAAUGAGGUAGAGAGGAAAUAAGAGAUGUAACGGGAGAUUUAGAGGGGGGGGGGCAUUUCUCAUUGAGCAUUUCAUCCAACCUGAAACAAAACGCAAAAACUGUUUCACACAAAAAUACAGACCACAGUCACCACACUGAAUGUCUUACUCUACAUGAUCCACAUCAUUUCAAGACACCGGAGGAGUUACUUUCCACAUAAUUCUUUUUUCUUUUUUUUUACUAUUAUUUCAACAUUCUGUUUUAUUCCUUGUUUUAUGUCUUGGUGUGUAAUUAAAUAUAGAAGUAGAGAGAGAAGUGGUAGUAGAGAGAGAGAAAAGUAGUAGAGAGAGAGAAGUAGUAGAGAGAGAGAGAAAAGUAGUAGAGAGAGAGAAGUAGUAG
Molecule: messenger RNA, 2426 nt
Organism: Oncorhynchus kisutch (coho salmon)
Lineage: Eukaryota; Metazoa; Chordata; Actinopteri; Salmoniformes; Salmonidae
Product: microtubule-associated protein 11-like
Exons: 11
Coding region: 233-2068 (611 amino acids)
Biological process (GO): cilium assembly
Cellular component (GO): TRAPPII protein complex
Molecular function (GO): alpha-tubulin binding
Source: RefSeq, a predicted model, not a curated record